AUGUCCUGGAGCACCUUUGCGCCCUGGCAAACGCAGUACCAGAAUAAGGACGAAAAGUCAACGCCCAGUCAAUCGUACAGCUAUAAAAAUGCACCAUGCUGGUUAAUGCAACAUUUAUUAUCUUUACACAUCAUUGAAUCCAACAUACUCUUCCUGUUUAUUUUCUCCUGUGGCCAGUUAUUCUACAACACUGCAUCCGCAGUACUGCCAUCUUUCAAUUUUUCAGGAAGUAAACCACAGCAGCACCAUUAUAAAAAAGUAGUGAAGCAGUGUGGUGCCGAUGAAAAGGACUGUGUAAUAGUUCAUAACAAUGAUCUCUCCAGGGCACGCGAAGAACUAACAGAGUUGCUGGACUCUGCGUUAUUACAAGAACCGCAGCUAAUAGAGCUGUAUUACUUCUACGUAAAUACUAAAGUUAUAUCGAAAGAGGCACACCAGAGACUUGGAACAAACAUCGAGUCUUAUCGCGGGGCUUCUAUCCCAUGGUCUUUCUGUGGGCGCAGCAAGCCUUACUGGACAGUAUCUUUGAUAUGGCAGCAGGAGCUGUACUGA
Messenger RNA from Aspergillus saccharolyticus JOP 1030-1, 552 nucleotides. RefSeq lists its product as uncharacterized. The record is from RefSeq and is a predicted model, not a curated record. NCBI's taxonomy places the organism in Eukaryota, Fungi, Ascomycota, Eurotiomycetes, Eurotiales, Aspergillaceae. The coding region runs from base 1 to 552 and encodes 183 amino acids. The transcript has 7 exons.